CUAACGCAGACAUUUCAGUGCAGCACACACCACUGUAUUUUUUGGAAGCAGAGCUGAAUACAUCAGCAGAUAUGUUCAUUUUAUUUCAGUUCAGAGUAUAAUGUCUUAUGAACCUCAGAACUGCAAACGGCUACAGAAGAAUGGAUUGGAUUCACUUUUGAAUAUCCUACACGGAAAUUUAAAUUAUGCACUUCGCUGUUUUCCCAGACCACAUAGUUUCCACUGCUUUACUUUGACGUCUUAUUGUAAGUACAGAUUGUUUUCUACAGUAGAAAGCCUGAUGAUUACCUCAUGAAAAAUGACCUAGAUCCAGACAAUACAGGCCCCUGAGCAGCGAUGAACUGGGCUUUUCUACAAGGAUUGGUGAGCGGAGUAAGCAAGUAUUCCACAGGAUUUGGAAGAAUCUGGCUGUCAGUUGUUUUUGUCUUUCGUUUACUUGUCUAUGUUGUAGCAGCAGAAAAGGUCUGGGGAGAUGAUCAAAAGGAAUUUGUAUGCAAUACUCGUCAACCUGGCUGUACAAAUGUUUGUUAUGACAGCGUCUUUCCUGUCUCACACAUCCGUUUAUGGGCCCUUCAGCUCAUUCUGGUCACAUGUCCCUCCAUGUUAGUUCUUAUGCAUGUAGUAUACAGGGAAGAAAGAGAAAGGAAGCAGAGACUGAAAGAUGGAGAAAGAUACAAGAGAAUUUAUGCAAGCACUGGAAAGAAGGACGGUGGACUGUGGUGGACGUACAUUAUAAGCUUAAUCAUCAAAGCUGGCAUUGAUGGUGUAUUCCUCUAUGUUUUUCAUAUGUUGUAUGAAAAUUAUGACAUGCCCAGGUUAGUGAAAUGCAGUUUAGCCCCAUGCCCUAACACAGUGGAUUGCUUCAUUGCUAGGCCAACAGAGAAGAAAAUUUUUACUCUGUUUAUGGUGGGCUCAACAGCAGUUUGCAUCAUUUUAAACCUGUGUGAACUCUUUUAUCUCAUUAUGCAUAAAUGCAGGAAGCUUGCUGCAAACAGAAGAAAUACGAACAACAGAAAUAUGCUUUUGUUUUACAGUCAUGAUGUAGCAUCAUGUGACAACACAGAUCCCCUUUCUAAAGAGAAGGAGGCUGCAAGGAACAUGCAACUGCUUCCAGAAAUAUCUGUUGUGGAUCACUCUAAAUAGCAUAAAAAUGCCUCUGCUCUGAAUAUAUUUAACCACUGAUAUUUAAGCUACUUUUAGCCAGGACAGACAGUUGCAUAUUCUAAUGUGCAUGGAGAUUUGCUCACAAGUUCUCAUAAAUGGCCCUUGUUGACAAAAAGACUAUUUUUGAUAACAUGUAGAGGUUGCUUAAAAAAUUAAAUUCAGAUUAAAAAUG
Messenger RNA from Protopterus annectens (West African lungfish), 1336 nucleotides. Its product is annotated as gap junction beta-4 protein-like. The record is from RefSeq and is a predicted model, not a curated record. NCBI's taxonomy places the organism in Eukaryota, Metazoa, Chordata, Ceratodontiformes, Protopteridae. Gene Ontology annotation, biological process: cell communication. Gene Ontology annotation, cellular component: connexin complex. The transcript has 4 exons. Bases 337 to 1143 code for a protein of 268 amino acids.